This is a messenger RNA of Penicillium oxalicum, 1041 nucleotides long. Its product is annotated as putative Ras family GTPase (Rab4b). The transcript is spliced from 4 exons. Gene Ontology annotation, cellular component: endosome. The record is from RefSeq and is a predicted model, not a curated record. The coding region runs from base 1 to 1041 and encodes 346 amino acids. Gene Ontology annotation, molecular function: GTPase activity; GTP binding. Lineage: Eukaryota; Fungi; Ascomycota; Eurotiomycetes; Eurotiales; Aspergillaceae. Gene Ontology annotation, biological process: regulation of endocytosis.
AUGGUGCGCCCGAGAGGUCUCUCCAGCUCCUCUUCCGUUUCCUCCGUCCCCGACCAGGAUCAGGAAUUGGGGAGCAUGUAUGAUUACCUGGCCAAGGUGAUUCUACUGGGUCCUAGCGGUGCAGGGAAAUCAUGCGUCCUCCAUCGGUUUGUGAAGAAUGAAUGGCGCGUCCUUUCGUCUCAGACCAUCGGCGUCGAAUUCGCUUCGCGCAUCGUCAAACUUGGCACCGGCUCGCGUCGCUGUCGCAUCAAGCUUCAGCUCUGGGAUACCGCCGGGACGGAACGCUUUCGAUCCGUGUCUCGAUCCUACUACCGUGGUGCUGCCGGUGCGAUCCUCGUCUACGAUGUAUCUUCCUACGCCUCCUUUGCGGCACUGCCAACCUUUCUCAUGGACGCGCGUGCCCUGGCAUCUCCGAACCUGACCGUCCUGCUUGCUGGAAACAAAGCGGACCUGGCCGACUCCGUAGGGCCGUCAUCCUCCGACUACUCCUACACGGACGACACCCAUCGUGCUCCGCCGACUCCGUCCAGCACCUCAAGCAAGCAAUCGUCCUUUCCAUUUGACGUGACGGGUUCGGUGCGCUCGACCUCGACAACAGCGUACUUGGGGCCCGGGACCCGAAUGACCGCCUCAUUUGCCGAGGGUCGCGAGGUCAGCAAGGAGGACACGGCGCGCUGGGCGGCGCAGUCGAAUAUCCCGGUGGCGGUGGAGAUAUCGGCCUUGACGGGGGAAGGCGUGGAAGAGGUCUUUCAGCGGUUGGCGCGCAUCAUUCUCACCAAGAUCGAGCUGGGGGAGAUUGAUCCGGAUGAUCCUCAGAGUGGGAUUCAAUAUGGGGACGGAGGCAUGUACGGAGGGCCGGGGCCCAGUGAGGCCUCGAGUAUUCGAAGUCGAGCGACCUUGGAUGAGAAUUCCAUGGCGAUGCAUCGGCCCUCGAGGCGGCGGGGGCGACCCGGCUCGAGUUGGAAGGGUGGCAUGCGAGAGUGGGAGGAUGUGUUUCGACUGAGUGGUUCGUCAUCCAAGCGGAAUCGGGGAUGUUGUUGA